Molecule: messenger RNA, 848 nt
Organism: Marmota monax (woodchuck)
Lineage: Eukaryota; Metazoa; Chordata; Mammalia; Rodentia; Sciuridae
Gene: Mpc2
Product: mitochondrial pyruvate carrier 2
Exons: 5
Coding region: 195-578 (127 amino acids)
Biological process (GO): pyruvate import into mitochondria
Cellular component (GO): mitochondrial inner membrane
Molecular function (GO): pyruvate transmembrane transporter activity
Source: RefSeq, a predicted model, not a curated record
CGCCCCUUCGCCUGCGCUGGGCGCGGGCCCUGGGAGGUUCGCCGGGCGGGCAGAGCCUGGGGAAGGGCGUCCUGGGCAGAGGCGGCCGCGAGGUUCCGUGGCAGGGAACGUGAGGAGGUUUCCUCCGCCUCCAGCCGGGGACCAGGACACUGCGGCGCUCCCGCCCCACUGCCCGCGAUCGCCCAGCGGCCGAGAUGGCAGCCGCCGGCGCCCGUGGCCUGCGGGCCAGCUACCACCGGCUCCUGGAUAAGGUGGAGCUGAUGCUGCCGGAGAAGCUGCGGCCGCUGUACAACCACCCGGCAGGCCCUAGAACAGUUUUCUUCUGGGCUCCAAUUAUGAAAUGGGGGUUGGUGUGUGCUGGAUUGGCUGAUAUGGCUAGACCUGCAGAAAAACUCAGCACAGCUCAAUCUGCUGUUUUGAUGGCCACAGGGUUUAUUUGGUCAAGAUACUCACUUGUAAUUAUACCAAAAAAUUGGAGUCUGUUUGCCGUUAAUUUCUUCGUGGGGGCAGCAGGAGCCUCUCAGCUCUUUCGCAUUUGGAGAUAUAACCAAGAACUAAAAGCUAAAGCAAUCAAAUAAAAGAGUUCCUGAUCACCGACCCUAGAUGUGGACAUAACCACUGGGACCUAGCUUAUUAUUUGGUUAUUUUAAGGCAUUGCUGGCUGUGCUGACAUUUGAAAGGCACAACAAAAAUCUUGCUGAAACUGGUAGCUAGUGCUUGAUUCCAUAGAAAAUAAAGUAAAUUUUAAUAACAGUCUUCUCUUUACACAUGACUUAGGGAACUUAUCUGUGGAUACUAGGAAUACUUUUUCUACCAUCUGUCCAUAAUAAACCAUACUUGGUCAUACA